AAUACAGUAUACGAGAAAGGUCAAUCGUCACGAGUAGCGAAACUGCAACAUCGAACUGAUAACGAUUCGUUUGUAAAUAAGCAUUCGUCCCGGAGCGGCUGAACAAUGGGAUGGAGCUAUCUCAUGCUAAUUAUACUCAUUUACUUGGGAACAAUUACGUGUCCUGUCACCUGUUGGUACUACAACUGCUUCGUAGAUUCGACGGUCCUUCUGAACGAUGGUUGCAGUUUGAAGAACAUUGUCGUCAGCAAGGACACCGAUGCCGAAAACAUUUACUUUCCUCCAACCAACAUUAAUUUUUUCGUCUCGAAUUUCUCUUCCUUCUCGCCCGUUCUGGGGUCACGGUUGGCGGAAGAAACGGAAAGUGUGAAUUUCUACAAUUGUCAAACUCCCACAUUGGCCAUUCCGGUAGCGCUUCGGAGGCUGGGGAUAUUUUUCAACAACCUGCAAAAAGUGUACUCCAACUAUCGACAGCAAAAUCGGUUGGAAUAUUUGAGUAUUGUUGAUACACAAGUGUCGGAAAUUCGAUUUGUGGAAGUCUUGGACCGACUGCGGUUUCUUCGUAUCCAGAAAAACCCAGUGCGAUAUGUGAAUUUUGAACGGUUUCGUAAUCUCACCGAGUUGGAGAUUAUUGAUUUGAGGGAAAACCAGAUCACCUUCAUCGAUCCGGGACUGAGACAGAUUGACCUGCCGAAUUUAAGUGAACUUCGUCUCAAUGGGAACUAUCUGCUGGAACUGGAUAGUAGUCGGUGGAAUUUUUCCCGUUUAAGUGUUUUGAAUGUUAACACCAAUUUUCUGCAAACACUGAACCUUCAGGAUCUAAAUAAAAUGAUGCCGGUUUUGACGGAGAUUGGUCUCGGGCGAAAUCCUUGGAACUGCAAACGACUGAAUGCCAUCAUCGAUUACCUGGUCGAUCGCAAAGUGAACUACGUGGAAACCGGCGUAGAACUGGACUGUACUUCGUUUGAUUAUAUUGAAUAUUUGAACUUCUCGGAACAGGAUGAUGCAACUCGUAGUGCGGAAAUGCUGGCUAAUUUGAAUGCAACAUCAACGCAAUACUUUCGGGAUGCUAAAUCGAUUGCACUUGAAGGUGUGUUGAAGCGUAACGAGGAGCUGCAGUUACACCUGGAAGAACUUGAAACAGGUAUUGGUAGAAUAAAACAUAAAAUUAGUGAUUUGAAAGCUAUGAUUGACAGGAACUGAAAAGUUUAGAAUUUUGUAAGUGUGGAAGAAUAAAAACUAAGUGCAAUUCGAAAAAACCGUCUGAUUUGUUCAUCAUGCACAUUAAGAGAGCGACGCA
Molecule: messenger RNA, 1300 nt
Organism: Malaya genurostris
Lineage: Eukaryota; Metazoa; Arthropoda; Insecta; Diptera; Culicidae
Exons: 2
Coding region: 106-1203 (365 amino acids)
Molecular function (GO): protein binding
Source: RefSeq, a predicted model, not a curated record